Messenger RNA from Guyanagaster necrorhizus, 1023 nucleotides. RefSeq lists its product as uncharacterized. The transcript is spliced from 2 exons. The annotation marks the transcript as partial. The record is from RefSeq and is a predicted model, not a curated record. NCBI's taxonomy places the organism in Eukaryota, Fungi, Basidiomycota, Agaricomycetes, Agaricales, Physalacriaceae.
GACUAUGAACAAAAAUUUCCGGAAGAUAAACAGUACGAGGAACUGGGUCCGUUUGCUAGAGUAUGGCGGACAUACCUUGAAGAGUGUGCUGCAUUUGACACAGAGAUGUUGGAUGAAUGGAGGGAUGGACUAGAUGUUUUCCUGGUUUUCGCUGGUCUCUUCUCCGCCGUGGUCACUACGUUCGUUGCUCAGACAUCGCAGAGCCUUCAAGUCGACUACGGUCAAGUCACGGCGACACUUGUGUACGAGCUCAUCGACGUCCAGCGCGCGGCGGCCAAUGGCUCCUCCAUGAACGACGUUCCCCGUUCAGACCUUACUCCGUUUUCGACAUUUAGUCCCACGACAUCUGAUGUGUUAGUCAACGGACUGUGGUUUACCAGUCUCUCAUUCAGUUUGACAACCGCACUAUUUGCUGUCCUUACAAAACAAUGGAUUCACCAGUAUGUCACCGUUCCGUUGGGGACACCUCGGGACAAGUGCCGUGUACGUCAAUUCCGGUACAUGGGGCUCCAGCAGUGGAGUGUGGGUCUCAUCAUUGGGUUGUUACCUGUUCUCUUGAGCGCGUCAGUUGGAGUGUUUUUUCUGGGUCUGGUUAUUUUUUUAGUCCCGCUGAACGUGUCGAUUGCGUACGUCGUCGGGAUCAUCGCCUCUGUGUCCUUCGCUGCGUAUUUCAUCACCAAUUUCCUUCCGAUUUGGUACCCUUCAUGCCCGUACAAGACCCCAUUGUCGCAUUAUGUGUUCCUUCUCUAUGCCUACCUCGCUCACCUCAUAUCCCCGGUCCCUUACGAGUCAUCAUCGUCGGAGCCUCAGGCCAUCCACUCACUGCGAGACGUUGAGUUUGUAGUUGUGGAGUCCUGUGCGGAUGACAUCGAUGUACGAGCCUUAACCUGGUUGUUCGGCAUGUCCUCCAACCCUAGUGUACAGAGCAUUGUUGUACAAUCGACCAGUGCUUUACCGCUGAGGUCAGUGAAGUCUCUAAAACAACACGCAAAGGGAAUUUUGGACAUGCAAUACCCUCUCUGA